Didymodactylos carnosus is the source of this 1374-nucleotide messenger RNA. NCBI's taxonomy places the organism in Eukaryota, Metazoa, Rotifera, Eurotatoria, Philodinida, Philodinidae. The record is from the annotation of a GenBank genome assembly.
AUGUCUGAAAGGCCACAUAUAGAAAUGGCAAAUUCAAAUGAUUCACAGUCAUCCACUCAGCCAAUAGUAUUCGAUGCCGAUUCUCCUUCAUUGAAUAACUCAAACUCAAAAGUAAAUAAUAGCAAUAAUACUGACACGAAUAACACUACUUUUGGCAAUAUUGCAAACCAGUCCGUUCCAACUCCACGUUUAUUUGGCCAGUUUAAUGGUACAUCGUCUUCUACAAGUAGUUUUGGUAGUAGUAGUUCAUUUGGGAAUCUAUCAUCGAAAGAAAGAUCAACAAGUGACAAUAGCAAUUUUUUUGCCAACGCUCUCGGAAAAUUAACAUCAAAUUAUACUUCUGGCGGCGGAGGAUUUUCUUCGACGCCUUCACCACUUCAAUCAUCGUUAGCAUCUCUUGGAGCAAAUAAACCAUUAUUUGGUAGUCAACAGUUAACUCAAACAAGUUUUGCAGAUGUCACUGCCAAAUCCUCAUUGCAAUUAUCACCGUCCUCUAUUGAUCAAACAACACCAACAAAUGAUAACUUUGAUAAAAGAAAAAAUCUCACAUUUGAAUCAAUUAGAGAACAUUCAUCUUCUACCGUUCUCAAUGGUGAAUUGAAAGUGCCACAAUCAUUAAUAGAAUCCGCUGCCGAAUACGAGUCAAAGAGAUCGAGUGGAUUAACAAAUAUUCAAGGCGAUACAUCGACCGGUGAAGAGGAUGAAAUAACAAAAUUUCAGAUGGGCGGAAAACUGUUUGUAUAUAAUAGUGAAAAACAACAAUUUACAGAACGAGGAUAUGGAAUAUUGAAAAUUAAUGAUAGAUUCGAUGAGCAAACAAAUAGAUAUCAUUCUAGAUUAAUAAUGCGUUUAGAUAAAUCAUUUCGUGUUAUACUAAAUUCUACUAUUGUUCCAAAAAUGACUGUUGAAAGAGCAACAGAUAGAAGUGUGAGAUUUGGAGCACAAGAUGAUAAUGUCUUAAGAGUGUUUGUGAUAAAAGGCACAUCCUUUGAUUGUAGUGCAUUUCAAAGUGAAUUAAAAACUCGUAUUCAAACCAUUGAACGGUUACAAUUAAAAGAAGAGCAAGGAAACACACGACAACAGCAAAUAACGACAACCAGAAACAACGAACAAAAUUCUUUUGGUGAUGGUUUGCCGGAUGAUUCGUUAUUACCUAUUGGUAUUCGAAAACGUUCUCAUUCGCGAAGUGAAUCGGAUACGUCGGAUAAUGGCGGAGACUUGUCGAAAAAGUCAAGAAUCGUCCAAAGUGUUAAUAAUCCAGAAAAUGAUGAUGAACAACCAUCAAAUAAUAUUGAUAAUGAUGAAAACGACGAUGAGGAUAGUGGACAUAGUUGUCCAAAAAGUGAACAAGAAUCAGGUGACUCUGUCCGAUGA